Molecule: messenger RNA, 1021 nt
Organism: Hemibagrus wyckioides
Lineage: Eukaryota; Metazoa; Chordata; Actinopteri; Siluriformes; Bagridae
Gene: rpain
Product: RPA interacting protein
Exons: 7
Coding region: 100-771 (223 amino acids)
Biological process (GO): protein import into nucleus
Cellular component (GO): nucleus; PML body
Source: RefSeq, a predicted model, not a curated record
AAAGCCGCGAUUGGUGGCGAGCGAAAAGCGGAAGUGGAGCUGGUCAAGUGUUGUUUAUAGCAGCUAGCUGUAAUUAAAGAAAGUUGGAUCUUGUGAAUUAUGGACGCGUUACAGAGGCACAGGUCACUGUAUAAGGGCACAACUCCACCAUGGAAGGAAACUUACAGAAAGCGUUGUGUGGAAAGGUUAAAGAACAGCCGGUCGAGGUUAUUGGAGAAGUAUCGUCAGCUGGGAGACACCACAAAGAGCUCUCUGCUCGUCCAGGAAGUGAUGGAGAUGGAGUGGAGCGCUUUACAAUCAGCCAACCAAAGACUGCCUUCGUUGUGGAAGAAAGACGGCGUCAGUGAGAUGUACAGAGAUAUGCAGGAAUAUGAUGAAUUGGCUGUUCUGGAGGAAAUCCAACAGGAACUCGUAUCACAAGAACUUGCCAUCAUUGAGGAAUACCACAAAAGUCUGCAGUAUGAAGAAAAGUAUUUCGACUCUGUCGUGGAUGGAAUGGAGGAAGAAGAAAAGCUCAUCUGCCCUAUAUGUCAUGUCAAUAACCUGACUGUGACCAGCCAUUUUACAUCAUGUCCAUGUGGCCUGUAUAUCAAAACAGUGGGAAGAAAUAUAACGGCGGAUGUGCUCAAGCAUCAGCUUGAGAUGAGAGUCACGGAACAUCUGGAAGACUGCCUGCAGAACCCCAUAUUCUCUGUAGCUUCAAACGUGGACGGAGCACCCAACCUUAUGAUAAGCUGCAAGGUGUGUGAUUAUCUCGCCAUUGUCCUGUGAGCGACUCCGGUACGACGGCCAUCGUGUGGUUUUUUUUUUUUUUAGUGUAUUUUAUUUCUGUAAAAUAAAGAGAUUAUUUAAUGUCACAGUUUCUUUUAAUGUGCUGCUUAUACAUGUUUUGUGUCUCAUCGACCUUAAGCCUGUAAGCAUGCAGUGAGACUGCACUGUGGUGUUUAGGUUGUGAUUAGAUUAGAGGAUGUGUCCAGAAUGCAGACAAACCUAGUGUUUGGAGCGGAUCAUGACUGACAGC